Ictidomys tridecemlineatus (thirteen-lined ground squirrel) is the source of this 5326-nucleotide messenger RNA. The record is from RefSeq and is a predicted model, not a curated record. NCBI's taxonomy places the organism in Eukaryota, Metazoa, Chordata, Mammalia, Rodentia, Sciuridae.
GGUCUCCCAUGGGAUUGCUGGGACCUUGCUGGGUGAGAUGGCACUGUGUGCAAAAAAGCGCCCCCCAGAAGAAGAAAGGAGGGCGCGGGCUAAUGACCGAGAAUACAAUGAGAAAUUCCAGUAUGCGAGUAACUGCAUCAAGACUUCCAAGUACAAUAUUCUCACCUUCCUGCCUGUCAACCUCUUUGAGCAAUUCCAGGAAGUUGCCAACACCUACUUCCUGUUCCUUCUCAUCCUGCAGUUGAUCCCACAGAUCUCUUCCCUGUCCUGGUUCACCACCAUCGUGCCUUUGGUUCUUGUCCUCACCAUCACCGCUGUUAAAGAUGCCACCGACGACUAUUUCCGCCACAAGAGUGAUAACCAGGUGAAUAACCGUCAGUCUCAGGUGCUCAUCAAUGGAAUCCUCCAGCAAGAGCAGUGGAUGAAUGUCUGUGUUGGUGAUAUCAUCAAGCUAGAAAACAACCAGUUUGUGGCGGCGGAUCUCCUCCUCCUCUCCAGCAGUGAGCCCCAUGGGCUGUGUUACAUAGAGACGGCAGAACUCGAUGGAGAGACCAACAUGAAAGUGCGUCAGGCAAUUCCCGUCACCUCAGAACUGGGAGACAUCAGUAAGCUUGCCAAGUUUGAUGGUGAAGUGAUCUGCGAACCUCCCAACAACAAGCUGGACAAAUUCAGUGGAACCCUCUACUGGAAGGAAAGCAAGUUCCCCCUGAGCAACCAGAACAUGCUGUUGCGGGGCUGUGUGCUACGAAACACCGAGUGGUGCUUCGGGCUGGUCAUCUUUGCAGGUCCUGACACUAAGCUGAUGCAGAACAGCGGUAGAACAAAGUUCAAGAGAACAAGUAUUGAUCGCCUAAUGAAUACACUGGUGCUCUGGAUUUUUGGAUUCCUGGUCUGCAUGGGGGUGAUCCUGGCCAUUGGCAAUGCCAUCUGGGAACAUGAAGUUGGGACACGCUUCCAGGUCUACCUGCCCUGGGAUGAAGCGGUGGACAGUGCCUUUUUCUCUGGCUUCCUCUCCUUCUGGUCCUACAUCAUCAUCCUUAACACCGUGGUGCCCAUUUCACUGUAUGUCAGUGUGGAGGUCAUCCGUCUGGGUCACAGCUACUUCAUCAACUGGGACAAGAAGAUGUUCUGCAUGAAGAAGCGCACACCCGCCGAGGCCCGCACCACCACCCUCAAUGAGGAGCUAGGCCAGGUGGAGUACAUUUUCUCCGACAAGACGGGCACCCUCACGCAGAACAUCAUGGUUUUCAACAAGUGCUCCAUCAAUGGCCGCAGCUACGGUGACGUGUUUGAUGUCCUGGGACAUAAAGCGGAGUUGGGAGAGAGGCCCGAACCCGUCAACUUUUCCUUUAAUCCUUUGGCUGACAAGAAGUUCUUAUUUUGGGACCCCAGCCUCUUGGAGGCUGUCAAGAUGGGGGACCCCCAUACACAUGAGUUCUUCCGCCUCCUCUCCCUGUGUCACACUGUCAUGUCAGAAGAAAAGAAUGAAGGAGAACUAUACUACAAAGCCCAGUCUCCUGAUGAGGGCGCCCUGGUUACUGCAGCCAGGAACUUUGGUUUUGUGUUCCGCUCUCGCACACCCAAAACCAUCACUGUCCAUGAGAUGGGCACAGCCAUCACCUACCAGCUGUUGGCUAUCCUGGACUUCAACAAUAUCCGCAAGCGGAUGUCAGUCAUAGUGCGGAAUCCAGAGGGGAAGAUCCGACUCUACUGCAAAGGGGCCGACACCAUCCUGCUUGACAGACUGCACCACUCUACCCAGGAGCUGCUCAACACCACGACCGACCAUCUGAAUGAGUACGCAGGGGAAGGGCUGAGGACCCUGGUACUGGCCUACAAGGAUCUGGAUGAAGAGUACUAUGAGGAGUGGGCCGAAAGACGGUUGCAAGCCAGCCUGGCCCAGGACAGCCGGGAGGACAGGCUGGCCAGCAUCUACGAGGAGGUUGAGAGUGACAUGAUGCUGUUGGGUGCAACAGCUAUUGAGGACAAGCUGCAGCAGGGGGUUCCAGAGACCAUUGCCCUCCUGACGCUGGCCAACAUCAAGAUCUGGGUGCUUACUGGAGACAAACAAGAGACUGCUGUGAACAUUGGCUAUUCCUGCAAGAUGCUGACGGACGACAUGACAGAGGUGUUCAUAGUCACAGGCCACACUGUCCUGGAGGUGAGAGAGGAGCUCAGGAAAGCCCGGGAGAAGAUGAUGGACUCUUCCCGAACCGUAGGCAACGGCUUCACCUGCCAGGAGAAACUUUCUUCUUCCAAGCUCACAUCUGUCUUGGAGGCCGUUGCUGGGGAGUAUGCUCUGGUCAUCAAUGGUCACAGCCUAGCCCACGCGUUGGAGGCAGACAUGGAGCUGGAGUUUCUGGAAACAGCGUGUGCCUGCAAAACUGUCAUCUGCUGCCGGGUGACCCCCUUGCAGAAGGCACAAGUGGUGGAACUGGUUAAGAAGUACAAGAAGGCGGUGACACUUGCCAUUGGAGAUGGGGCCAAUGAUGUCAGCAUGAUCAAAACUGCUCACAUCGGUGUGGGCAUCAGCGGGCAGGAAGGGAUCCAGGCUGUCCUGGCCUCCGAUUACUCCUUCUCGCAGUUCAAGUUCCUGCAGCGCCUCCUGCUGGUGCAUGGGCGCUGGUCCUACCUGCGCAUGUGCAAGUUCCUCUGCUAUUUCUUCUACAAGAACUUUGCUUUUACCAUGGUUCACUUCUGGUUUGGCUUCUUCUGCGGCUUCUCAGCCCAGACUGUGUACGAUCAGUAUUUCAUCACCUUGUACAACAUCGUGUACACCUCCCUCCCCGUCCUGGCUAUGGGCGUCUUUGACCAGGAUGUGCCAGAGCAGCGGAGCAUGGAGUACCCUAAGCUCUACGAGCCAGGCCAGCUGAAUCUCCUCUUCAACAAGCGGGAGUUCUUCAUCUGCAUCGCCCAGGGCAUCUACACCUCUGUGCUGAUGUUCUUCAUUCCCUACGGGGUGUUUGCCGAGGCAACCCGGGAUGAUGGGACCCAGCUGGCCGAUUACCAGUCCUUUGCAGUCACUGUGGCCACGUCACUGGUCAUCGUGGUCAGUGUGCAGAUUGGACUGGAUACAGGAUAUUGGACAGCCAUCAACCACUUCUUCAUCUGGGGCAGCCUGGCUGUUUACUUUGCCAUCCUCUUUGCCAUGCAUAGCAAUGGGCUCUUUGACAUGUUUCCAAACCAGUUCCGAUUUGUGGGGAACGCCCAGAACACCCUGGCCCAGCCCACAGUGUGGCUCACCAUCGUGCUCACCACGGUCGUCUGCAUCAUGCCUGUGGUGGCCUUUCGGUUCCUCAGGCUCAGCCUGAAGCCAGACCUGUCUGACACGGUCCGCUACACGCAGCUGGUGAGGAAAAAGCAGAAAGCGCAGCACCGCUGCAUGCGGCGGGCCGGCCGCACGGGGUCGCGGCGCUCGGGCUACGCCUUCUCGCACCAGGAGGGCUUCGGGGAGCUCAUCAUGUCCGGCAAGAACAUGCGGCUCAGCUCCCUGGCGCUGUCCAGCUUCACGGCCCGCUCCAGCUCCAGCUGGAUCGAGAGCCUGCGCAGGAAGAAGAGCGACAGCGCCGGCAGCCCGGGCGGCGGGGCCGAGAAGCCCCUCAAGGGGUGAAGACCUGCGGUCGCAGGACACUCCGUGCUGGUGACCAGAGCAGCUGGCCAGGGGGUCGCCAAGGGAACAGUAUCUCGAACUGUUGGUCCUCGCUCUGUGCCUCCCGCCUCCUCUGGUAGACUCUGGGGAGACGGAGGGAGGGGGCCCAGGGGCAGACAGAGGCUCAGGCACCAGGAAGCAGCCCCGUGGGGACCAGACAUGGUACCAAAAAUAAGAAAAACUGUGAGAGAUUGUUUGUCCCUGCCCGGCCCGCGAGCUCCCAGGGACACUGUAAUCUCCAUAUUUUUUUACUCCCAUUCCCCAGAGGGGCUCUAGCACCCCGUUCCUGAAUUACACCAGAAUGUAUCCUGCCGGGAAGGGGCCUCCGGGCCCCUCACGUCGUGGGUGUCUCCCUGAUUCGUGUUUGUGUCCAGUUUGGUUUUGUCUUUUUUAUUUGGCUGAUGGCGGAGGCCUUGGUGUGACUUUUAUGUUGUGAUUGGUGUCUUAACUCUCCUGGGAAGAGGAGCCUGGGGCUCACUGGGACACCCCUCCUGGUGGAGUGGCUUGGGAGCAGCUGUGUCUCCCUGGCCACACUCCAGUAGCUGGUGCCCUGGUGGGACAGAGAGGCUAAGCAGGGAGGGAGGAAGCCCAGCCGGGGGUGUCGGGAGAGUGAAAAGGAGGGCUUGGCCUGUCUCCUUCCUCACCUUGAGAGUCAUGCGCUGUCCCUUCCCCCAGUGCACACAUGUCCCUUCCUGGCAUCCAUGAAGUCCUGCUGGUUUGGGGCUGGAGCCUGGAAAAGUGGCCCCUUCAUCCUCAGAGAGCUAAAGCCCAGUUUGAAAUCUCGUCUUAAGGAGAAAAAGGAAAGCUCUCGUUUUGAAUUUAGUCCCAAGUUCAUUAGCAGACUUUCUUCUGACUUCCCCCCUCCUCUUCAGCUGGAGCUGUCUUGCACCUGCACCUCAGAACCCUGAGGUGGGAUUGGGGAACCCGGCCUCUCUGCUCCCUCUCCCAGGAAACCAGCCGUCCCACCAGCAGGCCUCGCCGCUGGGAGGAGGCAGAAGGGAAGGGCAAGGCCAGGCCGCGGCCGGACUCUGUCUGCUCAGCAUCCUGUCCAUCUGAACAGGCCUCCGCUGGAGGCUGGCCACGGCCCCGUCUUAUCUCCAUCGUCCACAAGCUGUGCCCCACGUCAGGCGUUUCCCAAGUUGGUUGCCACCAAUCAGCCUCCAGAGGAAGCCCUUCCUCUCCUUUGGGGACUGUGUGGGGGUAGAAAGUACCAGUUUGGGAAUGGUGUGGAGCUGGGAGUGGGGGAUCAUAAGCGUUCCCUGUGGGAGCCCCAAAGGAGCUGGGCAGAGGCUGCAGUCAGGUGGGGUGAACCCUCAAGGAACGGGGGAGGGGGAGUCUUGACAGGGAAAUCCCUUUUGGCCACAGUUUACAAACCCAAUAUCAUGUCUGUCUGUGUGUCUCUCAAGGUGAGAGUCUGAUUUUUAUACCAAAGAGGAAAUGAUUUUUUUUUUUUCAUAUUUGGUUGGUCUAUAUUAUAUAAAUAUAUAUAUAUAUAUAUACAGUUAUAUAUAUAUUAUUUUUUUGGUUCUCUCUCGUUUUUAGGGAGGGAAGAAAGUACCAAGUUGCAUUGAGCUGUAAUUAAGGAACAUUCUGUAUAAUUUAUGACACAUUUCUAUACUUGCAGAAAUUAUAUCAUUUUAUGAAUAUAAAAGAAAAAAACCUUUUUAUAAAAUUCCA